AUGACUGCUAGUGAAAGUGUGAAAACGUUUCUCGUUACUAACUCUCCAUAUCCUUGUUUGUGUGUACUGUGUCAAAAAACUCUGAGUCUGGGGAAUGACUCAUUGAAGCCAAGCCUACUUACUCGACAUCUUGAGAGAGCUCAUCCAGAGGUCAAAGACAAAGACCUUAAUUUUUUUAAACGUAAAGAAGAAGUGUUAAAGAAGCAACGACUGGAUCCAAGUGGGAGGAUUUUCCAACAAAACAGUGCAGUGGUGCAGGCAUCUUAUGAAGUUUCACUUAUGAUUGCCAAACAAAAGAAAGCUCAUACCAUUGGGGAAAACCUUGUUCUUCCAGCUGCAAAAGCAAUGGUGCGUUGUGUCCUUGGAGAUGAAUCAGAAAAAAAGCUCAACUCUAUCUCCUUGUCAAACAAUACAGUACAACGACGAAUAGAAGAAAUGUCACUUGAUAUUUUUCAGCAAGUGAUUAGCGAAAUUUCUAUGUCUGAAAGUGGAUUUGCAAUUCAACUUGACGAGUCCACCGAUGUUACAAAUUGUGCUCAGCUACUAAUGUUUGCUCGGUAUGUAGGAAAUGAAGGUAUUAAGGAAGAGUUCUUAAUGAAUGCAGCCUUAGAAGCAACAACUAAAGGCGAAGAUAUUUUUCAAGUGGUAGAUUCAUUUUUCAAGAAACAUGGUUUGAAGUGGGAAAAUCUGAGAGGAUGCACAACUGAUGGGGCACCAGCAAUGUUGGGGCGAAAGUCUGGUUUUAGAGCUCGUGUCAUGGAAGUAGCACCUCAUGUGACAUUUAUGCAUUGCAUGAUACAUCGGUUUGUUUUGUCAUGCAAGGUUCUUCCUGCUGAACUAGCCAGUGUGUUAUCACUGGUGGUCAAGAUCGUUAACCAUGUAAAAGGGAGUGCUCUUAACAGCCGAUUAUUCAAACUAUUGUGUGAAGAUUUUGAUGGUAAUCACAGUGUACUUCUGUUCCAUACUGAUGUACGUUGGCUUUCCCGAGGAAGUGUCACAAAACGUAUUUAUGAGCUUCAUGGAGAAUUGCUAGAAUUUUUUCAACAUUCCCACAAGUGUGAAGAUUUCGUCACUUCCUUGAAGGAUCAUUACUUCAUGCUUAACCUUGCUUAUCUUGUGGAUAUUUUUGAUGCUCUAAAUAUGCUAAACCAGAGUCUCCAAGGAAGAGAUGUAACAGUUUGUGGCAGUAUAGCUAAACUCAAAGCAUUCAUUGCAAAACUUCGACUGUGGAGGGGAAACAUUCAGUCUGAUACCUUGGCUAUGUUUAGUAAUGUAACAGAAUAUAUAGAUCAAAAUCCACGAUCUAAGACUGACAAGUUCACAGGAUUAGUCACUGAGCAUCUUAUGAAGAUGGAAGAAGAAAUUAAUAGUUAUUUUCCAAGCCUUGAUGGAGAUGAAUUUGUAUAUCUUAGGAAUCCUUUCAGUACAGAUGCUCAGGUGUUGCAGGCUGGGACAGGUAGGCAGGAGGAGUUGGUAGAAAUGCAACAUGAUGAUUCUGCAUUACAUGUUUACUCUGAGAAAAAUCUGUGUGGUUUUUGGUUUUCAAUGAGAAACUCAUACAGACAGAUUGCUGAACCUGCUAUUCGAGCACUGUUGGUAUUUCCAUCAACAUGGCUUUGUGAGUCGGCAUUUUCAGUACUGUUAGGUAUCAAAUCAAAAUACAGAUCAAAACUCAACACACCUGAACAUGAUCUUCGUUGUGCAAUUGCUAAAGUUUCCCCUCGUAUCAGUGAGCUUGUUGCUAAAAAACAAGCUCACCCAUCUCACUAG
This is a messenger RNA of Penaeus chinensis, 1770 nucleotides long. RefSeq names its product zinc finger BED domain-containing protein 5-like. Lineage: Eukaryota; Metazoa; Arthropoda; Malacostraca; Decapoda; Penaeidae. The transcript has 3 exons. The coding region runs from base 1 to 1770 and encodes 589 amino acids. The record is from RefSeq and is a predicted model, not a curated record.